AUGACCCAGACUAGUCUUGACCCGGGUUUCGAAGAGGCGCCCGGGUUUUGUUUUUACUCGAACCCGUGGGUUGACCCGAACAAGGUACCCGUGACGACGCUUGACUACCGUUUCCACACGCGAAGGUGA
Messenger RNA from Peronospora matthiolae, 129 nucleotides. The record is from the annotation of a GenBank genome assembly. NCBI's taxonomy places the organism in Eukaryota, Oomycota, Peronosporomycetes, Peronosporales, Peronosporaceae.